AUGGAGGACCGGGUGAAGCUGAUGAAGGUCCUCCUGUCCAGGCACCGGUGGCCGCAGACGCGCCGCUGGAGGAACCCAAUUCCCUUCCCCGAGUUGUUUGACGGGGACACCGACCGCCUCCCCGAGUUCAUCGUGCAGACGGGCUCCUACAUGUUCGUGGACGAGACCACGUUCUCCAACGACGGCCUGAAGGUGACGUUCCUCAUCACCCGCAUGACGGGGCGGGCGCUGCAGUGGGUGAUCCCCUACAUCAAGUCGGGGAGCCCCCUCCUCCAAGAUUACCGGGGCUUCCUGGCCGAGAUGAAGCGGGUCUUUGGCUGGGAGGAGGACGAGGACUUCUAG
This is a messenger RNA of Elephantulus edwardii (Cape elephant shrew), 342 nucleotides long. Its product is annotated as protein FAM127C-like. The coding region runs from base 1 to 342 and encodes 113 amino acids. Lineage: Eukaryota; Metazoa; Chordata; Mammalia; Macroscelidea; Macroscelididae. The record is from RefSeq and is a predicted model, not a curated record. The transcript has a single exon.